Molecule: messenger RNA, 954 nt
Organism: Gongylonema pulchrum
Lineage: Eukaryota; Metazoa; Nematoda; Chromadorea; Rhabditida; Gongylonematidae
Source: the annotation of a GenBank genome assembly
UUCGUAGAGUCGGAUAAAGAUGCGACAACAAGACCGCUAAUAAUAUGGUUCAGCGGUGGGCCAGGAUGUUCGUCGGUGGUGGCACUUCUCAAUGCAAUUGGUCCAUUCGAAUUCGCGCAAAAUGGACAUUUGCAACUAAAUCCUUACUCGUGGCAUAAGACAAUAAAGGAAAAUUACGAUGCAAUCAAAGACUUUUUCAAAAAGCAUCCAAAAUUUCUCAAAAAUCCACUGUAUUUAAUGGGUGAAAGCUACGCAGGCAUCUUUGUUCCAGUGCUUGCAGUCCACAUUCUGAAAAAUGGCCAAGACAACAAAUUCAAUUUGAAGGGCCUAGCAUUGGGAAAUCCAUUUCUCCACGAAGUGCUUAAUAUCCACACGUCACUGAUAUAUGCAUACGAGCAUGCUCUGAUUGAUCAGCACGACUGGGACAAUUUUGUGGAAGAUUGCUGCCAUGGCUGUGAAGAUGGUUGUGACUUCAGGCCCGGCCAACUCCGGGGGCUCUGUCUUACUGCCCUCCAGACAGAGAAGUCGGGACUUAAUCUCGUUGGCUAUAAGUUCCUUGGUCCGGCAGAGGUAAGUGAAGGCGUAAUAAAUUUAUGUAGCUAUUCACAGGUUACAAAAAGCUAUAAGAAGGAGUACGAUGAUAUGUCUGCAACAUUUAAAUGGCUCAUGUCAAAAAAAUUUUCCAUACUACUUUAUUACGGAGAUACCGAUUUGGUAUGCAAUUUCCUAAUGGGUCAACGCUUCGCAUACAAGCUCAAUUUGAAGAUGUCCGGAAGAGAGAAGCAAAACUGGCACGUCGAUGGACACGCUGGUUUCAAAACUUUGUACCAAACAGCAUCUGCAAAUCUAACAUUUCUGACGGUACGAGGUGCGGGGCACAUGGCUGCGCAGUGGCGUGCACCACAGGUGUUCCAUGCUGUGAGCCAGUUCAUCCAAAACAAGGAGUUGUCCUGA